Messenger RNA from Oryza brachyantha (malo sina), 975 nucleotides. Its product is annotated as microfibrillar-associated protein 1A-like. The record is from RefSeq and is a predicted model, not a curated record. Gene Ontology annotation, cellular component: U2-type spliceosomal complex. Lineage: Eukaryota; Viridiplantae; Streptophyta; Magnoliopsida; Poales; Poaceae. The transcript is spliced from 2 exons. Gene Ontology annotation, molecular function: RNA binding. Bases 1 to 975 code for a protein of 324 amino acids. Gene Ontology annotation, biological process: mRNA splicing, via spliceosome.
AUGGCGGCGCGCAGCAGCGAGACCACCCUGAGCAAGGUGAGGCGCUACUGGACAGGGAGGGCGCCGGACUGGGCCGUCGAGGAGGCAGCACCUGCACCGUCGGCGCCGUCGCCGCCGGCGGCCGUGGAUCAGGAGAGCACGGGCUGUCACCCCGCUCCGAUCGACGAGGAGGAGGAUGACGACGCGCGGGAGGAGCGCAGGAGGUGGACGAGGGAGAGGGCCCUGCGCCUGAGCCGGCAGCAGGAGGAGGAGCUGCUUCUUCGCCAGCAGAACGAACAGUCUGAUCAGGACGACGAGAUGGACUCGGACUCCGGCUCGGGCUCGGGUUCGGACUCCGAGAGCGAGCAGAUGGCCAGCGUCGACGGCGAUGUGCCGGUGCCGCUGUUCAUACCAAGGCCGCAGCGGGGCACCAUUGGGCUCAAGGAGGAGGAGCUGCAACGGCGGCGGCUCGAGGAGGAGCUGACCAAGAAGAGGCUCGAGGACAGGAAGGUCCAGACGAGGCAGAUCCUGCUACGAGAGAUCACCAAAGCGGAGCUCCUCGUCGGCAACACAGCUCCGAACGAAGAAGCCACCAACGCCGGCGUGGUGGACACCGACGACGAGGUGGACCAAGCCGAGGAGCACGAGUCAUGGCGCCUCCGGGAGCUGGCGAGGAUCAAGAGGAGCAGGCAACAGAGCUGCACCGGUGAGACGGCGACGGAGGAGGACAACCAGGUCGCUGACCAUCGACCGAGGAAGAAGAAGAAGAAGACCAAGAAGCAGAUGAGGUUCAUGCAGAGGUACUACCACAAAGGCUGCUUCUUCCAAGACGACGCCGCCGACGGCACCGCGCAGACGGCCGGAGCAUGCGAAAUCUACCGGCGGGAUUUCUCCGGACCGACUGGGCUGGACAACGAAGUGGACGCAUCUCGUCAACGAAGACACCACGUAUGUGAGGUCGUCGUGAAUACACCGUAUGGGCUACUUGUCUUGUGA